This is a messenger RNA of Nycticebus coucang (slow loris), 620 nucleotides long. RefSeq names its product putative oncomodulin-2. The transcript is spliced from 5 exons. Gene Ontology annotation, cellular component: cytoplasm; nucleus. Lineage: Eukaryota; Metazoa; Chordata; Mammalia; Primates; Lorisidae. The record is from RefSeq and is a predicted model, not a curated record. Gene Ontology annotation, molecular function: calcium ion binding. The coding region runs from base 63 to 392 and encodes 109 amino acids.
CCUGCCUCAAAUGAUCCUUCUACCUCCUCAACCUCUUGAGUAGCUGGGACUACAGGUGGAAAAUGAGCAUCACUGAUGUGCUUAGUGCAGACGACAUUGCAGCAGCCCUGCAGGAAUGCCAAGACCCAGAUACUUUUGAACCGCAAAAAUUCUUCCAGACGUCAGGCCUCUCCAAGAUGUCGGCCAGUCAGGUGAAGGAUGUUUUCCGGUUCAUAGACAAUGACCAGAGUGGAUACCUGGAUGAAGAAGAGCUUAAGUUUUUCCUCCAGAAGUUUGAGAGUGGUGCUAGAGAACUGACGGAGUCAGAAACCAAGUCCUUGAUGGCUGCUGCAGAUAAUGAUGGAGAUGGAAAAAUUGGGGCUGAGGAAUUCCAGGAAAUGGUGCAUUCUUAAAGGCCCAGUCUUUGGAGAAAAGAGAGGAAGGGAUAAUCAGCUGGAAGGCUUCCAAAGCCCUGGGAAUGGAGAACCCCACGUUUUGCCCCCAUCUUGUUUAUAUUAUCCCCUGACAAGCUCCUGCAAUUUGCUCAUUGUUUAGUGAGGUAAUGAGACAGUCAUUCGUGUUUUUUUGGUGGUGGGUCCGUCCUAAUGACUUCUGUAUGGCCUUCUGCAGACAAUGCCUUU